AUGGAGAAGUUGCGAGGUGAGGAUGAUAUGGAGAAGGACAGCGGUACAUCUGUGGACGCGGUAGACGAACGCGAAACGCUCGAGGAGACCGAUGGCGAUGAGUCCCCGAAAGAGGUGGUCAUCGGCAGUACAGCAACCUUGAAUGCCACCGUUCAAGCCAGGGGUGUAUCUGCGCAAGGCGAAGACACCCCCGCCUCUUCUUACAAAGACGGAGACUCGCCGAAACCUGCUCGGGAGCAAGACAGCGAACUCGAAACCAAACCGUUUUCAUCCGCGGAGGAGUUUUUUGCGAUGCUGAAGGGCAGGGUGGCACGGAAUGCCAUUUCCUCAAAGGAGUUAGUGGAUUCCGUCCUCGAACGGGUAAGUGCGGCGCCGAUGUCAUGA
Soboliphyme baturini is the source of this 384-nucleotide messenger RNA. Lineage: Eukaryota; Metazoa; Nematoda; Enoplea; Dioctophymatida; Soboliphymatidae. The record is from the annotation of a GenBank genome assembly.